AUGGAGGACCUAUCCCUCACCCUCUUCGCGCCGCUCUCCAAUGCAUCACAAAAGGGGAGUGGCUGCUCCCUGCCGAGCGGCGCGGACUUCCAUUACUACAUGAUGAACCCCGCCUAUAAGGCCAGGGUGUUGGCCCUGAGGAGCACGGUGCAGAAGACUGCACAACGCCCCACCUCCCACGGACGCUGGACCCCCGAUGGCACGGGCCCCAAGUCGCAGCUGGCGUUCGAGGACGGGGUGGACAACGCCAAUGUCCGGGCCGUGCUGAGCACGCUGAGGUACCAGCCAUGGCAGACGGAGGCUGCGCCGCCCCAGCUCCCCCUGGGAUUCGACACGACGCCCUACACCUUUGUGGACACUCCGCAAGGGCUGCGGGAGAUGGCUGUCAAGCUGGAGGCGGCACGCGAGAUUGCGGUGGACCUAGAAGCUCACUCAUACCGCUCCUUCCAGGGCUUCACCUGCCUCAUCCAGCUGUCCACGCGGGCUGCGGAUUAUGUCGUGGAUGCGUUAGCCCUGCGCAGCCACAUCGGCCCCCUCCUGGGGCCCAUCUUUGCCGACCCUGGCAAGCUCAAGGUCCUGCACGGCUCAGACUGUGACAUCGUCUGGCUGCAGCGGGACUUUGGCAUCUACGUGGCCAAUCUCUUUGACACGGGCCAGGCGGCACGCGUCCUGCAGUACCCGGGCCAUGGGCUGGCUUUCCUCAUGGACCACUUUUGUAGCAUCAAGGCGGACAAGCGGUACCAGCUGGCCGACUGGCGGCAGCGGCCGCUGUCGCCGGAGAUGGAGGCAUACGCUCGGGCGGACACCCACUACCUCCUUUUCAUCUAUGACAAGAUGCGGGAGGAGCUGCUGGCGAGCAAGGAGUCGGUGCCACCCCACUUGGCAGUUGACCUGCCCGAGCACGGCCCCAGCGGGGCCCUGGGCACUGUGCUGGAGCGCUCCCGCACGCUGUGCAUGCUGCAGUACGAGCGCGAGCAGUGCAGGGAGGACAGCUUCCUGCAGGCCGCACUGAAACUGGACGUGGUCCUGUCCGGUCCCCAGCUGGCCGUCUUUGAGGCGCUGUACAACUGGAGGGACGGCGAGGCGCGCACACAGGACGAGUCCCCCGGCUUCAUUUGUCCUCGGGCCCAGCUGGUGGCCCUGGCCCUGGCCAUGCCCACCACGGGCCCCGAGGUCGCGGCGGCGCUGGGCCGGCGCGCGCGCUACGUGCUUCUGCGCGCACGCGAGGUCGCGGCCGUCGUGGCCGGCGCGGCGGCGCGCCAGGCGCGCGUGGAGGAGCUGCGCAGGGAGUACCUGCUGGCCGGCGGCCGGGCGCAUAAGAACCAGGCGGGGCCGGAGGAUGUCGCACGGGUCGAGCCUGAGAGCAGAGAACCGGAGGACGCAGCGACCAACGCCGACCCUGAGCUCGCCACUCCGGGCCCAGCGCCCACAGCCACACUGGAGCCUGCCGCCGGCUCCGCAAAGCGCGCGCUGCGCCCGCGUGGCAUCAAGCGCCCGCUGGUCCUCGGGUCAACGGGGAAGGGCCUGGGCGCCGCGCUCAUCGCGGCCGGGGCGGUGCCGCGCGCGCUGGCGGCCAUCCGGGCCUCGCUGACCCUCCCUUUUGCGAAACAGCCGGCGGGUGUGGCAGAUGGCGAGGCGGCAGAGGCACCAAGUGCCCAUGCCCCGGAGGAGGCGAAAGCUACUGAGGGGGACGCACUGGAGCAGGCAGAGCCCACCACGGCGGCAGAGGUGCGGUCGGCCAUGGAGGCAAUGCGCGGGGUUGCGGCCCCUGCUGGACCCCGGGGACCGCGCGAUGACCUGGCAGACUACCUUCCCCUGUCCCUGAACGAGCGAGCGGGGAAGAAGGCGAGGCAGUACGAGGCGGGACGGCGCCAUGCCGCCGCCCGCCUCGCCGCAUCAGAGGGCGGCGACCCCACCCCAGGCGCUGAAAGGGGGUUUCAGGCCUUCGACUACAGCACCGCCAAGGAUGCCUUCAAGAAUACCAUUCCCAGAGGUGGCAUGUACAAUCCCUACGGCGGCGGCGACUCUGGCAUCAAGCCGGGGAAGAAAAGUUCUGUCAACCCUCGCAGCGGGAAUCGGAGCGCCUCCUUCCGAGGCUCCCAUGACGUGGGCAUGGAAGGCCUGUCUUCCAGCCUGAGCGCGAAAGUGAGCUUCAAGGCUCUCGCCCCUGCCGCGUGCCCCACUCCCCGGAAGACCCCCGACUACGAGUCGCUCUACAGCCAGGUCGGCAAGGCCUGCCAGCCCGGCAUCCUCAGGACGCUGGUCGCGGAGUUCUCCAAUGUCCCGGGCGUCGUCAGCAUGGCGGGAGGGCUCCCCCCCCCCGACGUCUUCCCCAUCGCGGAGAUGAGCGUGCGCCUGCACGACGGCACCGUGGUGGACGUCCCCGACCUGGGCGUGGCCCAGCAGUACAACCUGACCCUGCACGGCCUGCCCGCGCUGCGCGCCUGGGCGGAGCGCGAGGUGGCGGCCCGCCAGCGCCCCGCCUGCGCGACCGAGACCAUGAUCAGCAACGGCGCCAACCACGCGCUGGAGAUGAUGUGCAACGUGUUCCUGGACGCGGGGGAUGCGCUGGUGCUGGAGGAGUACCACUACCCCGUGGUCACGGAGGGGCACACGUUGCCGCGCGGCGUGGAGGCCCUGGGCGUGGCCAUCGACGCGCAGGGCAUCGUCCCCGCCAGCCUGGAGGCGAACCCGACGGGCGCGGUGGUGACCCGCGAGCGCAUGGCCGCGGUGUACCGCCUGUGCCGCCGGUACGGCCUGCUCAUCCUGGAGGACGACCCCUACUACUACCUGCAGUACCCGGCCGGCCCGGAGCACGUCCCCGGCACCGACCUGGCGCCGGGCUACCUGUCCCUGGACCUCGACGGCCGCGUGGUGCGCGUCGACACCUUUGCCAAGAUGAUGGCGCCGGGGCUGCGCCUGGGCUGGAUCACGGGCCCGCCGCCGGUGGUCGCCAAGCUGCUGUCCUGCAUCUCCUACUCCACCGCGGGGCCCUCCACCAUCUCCUCCGCCAUCGCCCUGGCCGUGCUGCGCGCCUGGGGGCCUGCGGGGUACGAAACCCACAUCCGCGCCAUCCAGCGCCACUACGCGGCCAAGGCCGCCGCCGUGCACGCCGCGGCGCAGCGCCACCUCGCCGGCCUUGCCGACUGGGAGCAGCCGCGGGCGGGCAUGUUCCUCUGGAUCACGCUGCGCGGCAUCCCCGACUCGGCCCGCAUCUGGGAGGCCAUGCGCGAGGCCAAGGUCGUGGCGGUGCCGGGGGGCGCGUUGAACGUCAGGGCGGGAACGCCAGGGUUCGCAUCCCCCGCCAUGCGCAUCUCCUUCUCCUACAACACGCCGGAGCAGGUGGAGGAGGGCCUGCGCCGCCUGGCGGCCGUCAUCCGCUCCGAGAUGGGGGGCGCGCCGGCCUGA
This is a messenger RNA of Auxenochlorella protothecoides, 3408 nucleotides long. RefSeq names its product Exosome component 10. Gene Ontology annotation, cellular component: nucleolus; nuclear exosome (RNase complex). Gene Ontology annotation, molecular function: nucleotide binding; nucleic acid binding; 3'-5'-RNA exonuclease activity. NCBI's taxonomy places the organism in Eukaryota, Viridiplantae, Chlorophyta, Trebouxiophyceae, Chlorellales, Chlorellaceae. Bases 1 to 3408 code for a protein of 1135 amino acids. Gene Ontology annotation, biological process: nuclear polyadenylation-dependent rRNA catabolic process; nuclear polyadenylation-dependent snRNA catabolic process; nuclear polyadenylation-dependent CUT catabolic process. The record is from RefSeq and is a predicted model, not a curated record. The transcript is spliced from 16 exons.